AGAAAAUGUGAAUAACAGUCAGAUGAGUACAUAACAGUAUACUGCGUCAUCUUCAUUACGGGUGGCAAGCAUCAAAAACUAGGGAAACGUUUUGCUGGACAUAUUUUUCAUUAAAUAUGGAAUUCAAAAUUCUGUACGUAGUUUUACUGCUUGUGCUUGGAUUGGAAGGGACGGAUUUGGCUGUGUCUGGAAUCCAGUCGGUUGCAGAUUGCCCAGAGAGAGGAUACGAUGACCAUGGCUAUUGGACAGUAAGUGACAAAGAUCUUUCCCGAAGGUGCCUUCUGAAGUGUUACCCGGGUUACGAGCCAGACGCCUGUCACGUGUUACGUCGCCAAGGAGAUCGCUGGAACACGGAAAAGAUGCCACAUUGCGUCAAAAUUCCAUGGGUAAGAUGGAGCACUCUUGUAAAGAUCGGUGCUGGUGUAGCAGCGGGAGCUGGGGCGGUCGUCGCCGCUCCUGUAGUGCUUGGAGCUGCUGGCUUCACUUCCGCCGGCGUGGCUGCUGGAUCCAUAGCUGCAGGGCUACAGGGUGCACAAGUUGCCGCCGGAAGUGCUUUUGCGCUUGCGCAGAGUGCAGGAGCUGCGGGGAUCACUGCGGGGACAAAUGCAGCUAUUGGGUCAACGGUGGGCAGUGCCGUGGCGACUGCAGCGAGCUAUUUUUGGGGAGAGGCUUGUGAGCCGGAAUAGCAAGAGCGACAACUCACCAUGCCGUGUUUUUUUUUAGUUUGUGAGGUUGCAAAUGUAUGACAACCAACUUUCUUUCAAAAGUUAAAAACACGACCUAUAAAUUUCACAUACAUUAGUUAUUUUUGUGGCAAGUGUUGAAAUAAAAUUUGAAUUAGA
Messenger RNA from Mya arenaria, 842 nucleotides. RefSeq lists its product as uncharacterized. Gene Ontology annotation, cellular component: membrane; mitochondrion. The record is from RefSeq and is a predicted model, not a curated record. The transcript has 4 exons. Gene Ontology annotation, biological process: apoptotic signaling pathway. Lineage: Eukaryota; Metazoa; Mollusca; Bivalvia; Myida; Myidae. The coding region runs from base 117 to 686 and encodes 189 amino acids.